Molecule: messenger RNA, 3967 nt
Organism: Heterobilharzia americana
Lineage: Eukaryota; Metazoa; Platyhelminthes; Trematoda; Strigeidida; Schistosomatidae
Source: the annotation of a GenBank genome assembly
CGCAAAUGAUUAAGUCUGAGAAUUCCAUUUACACAAAAUGAAUUUAUGUGAUCUAGAAAACAUGCAUACGCAGAUGGAUUGUUACAAAAUUAACCAACUGGCAACAACGCAACAUACUAGUUCUUUCCCUGAUCAGCUGAAAAUUGAGGAAUUGAAUGAUCAUCCAGGAACUGACUAUUAUAAUUCACAUCAUAACUCUUUAUUUACGGAUAAUAUUCGUACUACAUUCAUUCCAGUUAAUACUUCUACGACUACUAUCCCCAAUUCUUAUAGUCAUGAAGUAAAUAGCAGUAAUAAUAUCAAUCAUAACAUCCUGUAUAAUAUGAAACAGUGCGAAAAACAUGGUAAUAACUACCAGGAAGUUACGUCUAACUAUAGCUACGUAGAUAAUGAGGUAGUAUGGACAAAAAAUGUAUUCAAUUCAAAGUCCUGUCUUAAAAAUUCUGUUAGUUUGAUCAACAGUUAUAAUCAUAGUGUGAAACUGAAUAGAAACUCUAUAAAUCGUGAAUCAAAUUCAAAUGAAGACUAUUCGCAUCCCAACUACCAUUAUGAUGUAGAUCUUGUUUCUACACCAGGACACAUGUAUUCACUUACCGAUUAUUCAGAAGUGAAUAGUGGAGAUUAUCCGUACUUUGUAAAUGAUGAACAGCAAGUCUGUUUGAAUGAGCCUUUGCUGUCUAAUGGCCUGGAGUAUUCGGACUUCUGUAAAGAGUUUUAUACCGAUAGAGAAUCAAAUAUGACUAAUUGCAGUCAUAAUUCCGCCUGUGAACAAGAUGGUAGCUGUCCAAGUGAAUUGAAGAUAAAUCCACCAGCAAAUCAUUACAGUGAUCAGGAUUGUACUCCUCAGAGAGUGGUUAAAAGAGAUUUGAAGCCAUGUGACUUUAUCAGCCAGACUGAUUCAAUGACUAGUGAACGGCUUGAAGGCCAAGGUGGCGUGCACAGUAGUACAAAUUGGUCAUUUGGUUGGUCUAACGAUAGAGAGUUAGAUAGCCAAACAAGUAAUCAUCUGUGUAGCCCAAAAAACAUUACAGUAGAUUCUGGAAAUUAUCAAAUUCCAAAUUGCAUUACACAUACCAAGGCAAAAGAUCUCAUUUAUGAGAAAGAAUACGUGACAAAUGAAAAUGAUCAGUCGAUAAACCAGUCGUACAAGCAAUCGACGAGUCUAUCUAACGGUCAGAAAGCAUGUAUGAUAUCCGGGCUAUGUACUGAAGUAGAUCAUUCAUACUCACCACAGCCUGAAUCAAAGCAGUCGUGCAGCCUUUCUUCAAGUUCUGGGACAGAUCUGUCAAUUAAUAAUGGUCUGAAUUUAUCAGGUGGGGCUUACUUUUGGCUGUAUAAUUCGCAGUGCAAAGGACCAAAAGCGUCACCAUUACUGAACCUAACAAGUGCCGUGACUGAAAACAAUCUUUACGAAAAUAAUCAAGAAAGAGGUGUAAACAAAGGUGCUCCUAGCAUUUAUCAAGACGAUUUUAUGUCCUUGAGCACAUCUUCUUUUGUUACUCAACCAGUAAUACAUUACCCCAUAUCCCCGUUAUCAUUACCAGGAUAUCCACUUGUUGUCUUUGAAGACCCUGUGCAAAGAAGAUUUGAUUUAGUUCACUGUUCAAAACUGCGUCGAGGUGAUGGGAAUGAUGUGACUCCAAAUUUAAUGCGGUUACGUUCUAUGGGAGAAGAACUUGCCCAUUUGAAUAGGCAUAUUACAGCUCAAGGUGAAUUAAUUUCUCAUGGAGCAAUGGUAACACUUGAGCGAGCAAAUGUGAAUACGAAUUUAAAGGUAAUUCAGGGUCUUUCUGAAUGCGUUUCAAACUCAAAGAUUGUUGAACAAGCAAAGCGUGAAAAGAACAAACUGGCCAGCAAAAUCUGCCGCCUCAAGAAAAAAGCAUUCCAUGAAGCUAAUAAAAUAAAAUACCUUGGAUUAGAAAUUGAAUAUAAUGAACUGGCAACAGUCAUAGUAAAACUGAGAGAACUGAUUACACAAUCUCUACGGAAUCGCCUUCCGGCAGAAAACUUGCAUUAUGAACCAGUUAUUAAACAUAUGAAAAAUACUGAAGGCGAAACAAUUAAACAUGGUGAUCACCUGCCAUCCCUAUUGUCAUCUCAAGUUAAAAAUUUAUUUGGACGAAAACAUUCACUGUCAAUAGCACAAGAUAUAAUAUACCUUUAUUCUGCUUCAUCAAGAUCUUUGCUCAGACAAGCAACAGAUUUCUAUGAAUCUACUCACAUGACUCGAACCGCUGGAAGAAUGGAUAUGUUAGUGGAUGAAGUAAUUCGGAACUACACCAUCUCAUGUUCCUCCUCUUCUGUUGGAAGUAAUUAUUUACAAGGUGGUAACAAUUCACUCUCAUUAAACAGAAGAUUAAGUACACCGCUAGUACAAGCGUUAACAACCUCAAAUACAUACUUUACAAGCCAAGAUGAGGAAAAAUCACUAGACACAAGAAGUUCAAGUACUAUUUUCUAUGAAUCUUCAGAGUUUGCAAAACAGAAUAACUAUAAACAAGAAGACCACCAAUGUGCACCAGCAUCCAAAGUAAAUUACCCAGGACCACCGCCUGAAUUCAAAUUAAUUUACAAAUAAAUUUUAUAAAAUAUGACUUUCUAGAUGGCUCACUUACCACUUUAUUGCGCAACUUAUCUAAUCUACAGAUUAAAAGAAUUUUUGUCACAUCACUGAAAGACUCUUCCUUUUAUCAUAAAAUGUGUAUUUAUUUUCCUCAUAAGAAUAAUUUUCAAAGUGUGAGAAGAAGAAUGGUAAAUCUGAAGUAAACCUGUGAUAUAAAAAUGAUUUUUUUUAAUGAAAAUGUUUGCUCAUUCAUUCCGUAUAUACUCAUUCUUUUCCUUUCUUAAUAUACUUCAAAUCAACAGAGAAUUUGAAAUAAGUUUUUCCUCUUAUUUUCCAGUUACUUCAUUCAAAUAGGUUAUCAUAUUAAAAUAUUCUUCAGCAGCCAUUUUAUGUUGAUUGUAUCGAAAAGAAGAUGUUUUCCUUUAUACCAUUUUUCAUUCUUUACCUACAUAAAAGUAUUAUAACUUUCUUUCGAAGUGACAAACACAGAUACUCAAAAUAUUGGCAAUGAUAAUUAUUUCUUAAACAUUUUUAGUGAUAUUAUUUUCAAUAUCCUAACUGCAUUAUUCUCACAGAAAAGCGAUCAUUUGAUGCGUAAUGACUGGAAUCCAGAACUAUUUCUACUUCUUUUUUACGCAAUUCAUUACGCAUCUGUUCCGCAUAAUAAUUACAGUCAUAGUGUUAAUAACAAUAAUAAUAAGCUUAUUUUGAUAUCGGAUAAGUCACAGUUCAUUAUCGUCAUGUCUGCUAGUGGUUAUCAAUAUAUCUUGUAGAUUCUUCUGUUAGUCAGUUCAGAAAUACACUACAAUAUCUUUCAGUGUAAAUUUGUACUACCAUGACCUAACCAAAAAUAUUUAUAAUAGUAAUAAAAGUAUGGGUUUACGAAAGGUUGAUUUUAUUUAAAUAAUAAAAUAUUCAGUGAUAAAAUCUCUCACUGUAUUUUUUCUCUUCAGUCUGCCUGAUUUCUUCUUUCAUCUUGUUAUAAUUUUGUAUAUUUCUUCAAACUGUAAAUUUAUGAAAUCCCUCGUCUGCUUUCCUUGACUAUUAUACUUAUGUGAAUUUCACACACAUAUAAACCUGGCCAAUGUCAACACAGGUACUGAUUCUUUCAAGAGAAACGGGAUGAUGUAACAAGAAGUGGUAGUUCUUUGUCAGAAAUUUCGGUUAUAUUGCAAUGGACACUAAGAUGUUUUCAAAAUCAUAUGCAUUUCAAUGUUAAUAACAACAAUAAUAAUAUUAAUAAUGACGAUGGCUCUAUCCCGACAGAUAUUUCCCAAAUACUGUACAUAAUUUCCAGCAUGUUACAUAGCAUCAAUUGGACAGGAAGGGUGUUUAUAUACAUAUACAUAAUAAAAUGAAAUAAGUAGAAAUUAUAAAUAAAAGAUAAGAACAUUUGCUUCAUCU